AUGCUAUCUUGGUUCAUGUUGAUUGGGAUACCGUCCGCGUCUUACACCAAAAGUGAAGAACUCACUAAGGAAGCUGAGGCCGUUUUUCCGAGCGGGGCACCGUUCCCGAGAAAAGCGCUGCCUACUGCGUCGGGUUAUCUGAUCGUUAACGAAACCACGGGUGCGAAGAUGUACUUCGCAUACUACGAGGCAACCGAGCCGGAUACGGCUCAAUCCGAUACGCCAAUCAUCCUCUGGCUUCAAGGCGGCCCGGGUUGUUCGAGCAUGAUCGGAAAUUUCUACGAGCUAGGCCCUUAUCGAAUCACUGAGUCGCUCAAUAUCGAACCCAACCCCGCCCCCUGGAACCGUCGCUAUGGUGUUCUUUUUAUAGACAACCCCGUUGGUACGGGCUUUAGCGUAGCACCUUCAGAUGCGGAUAUUCCUCUGGAUCAGGAUGACGUAGCGAAGGAUCUGUACACCGCGCUCCGAUCAUUCUUCAAUCUUUUCCCGCCAUUUCGCCAAAGGCCGUUCUUUUUGGCAGGGGAGAGUUACGCUGGAAAGUACGUCCCCGCUUUAGGCUCUUUCCUUGCGGGGAAAUUGGACUUGGCGCAGCAGCAGUUACGUCAGCGUCUGAAAUUCAAACGCGACGGCGAGGGCGGGUUCAGGCAUCCAUUCCGGUUGGACGGGCUUAUAAUUGGUAACGGAUUGACGCAUCCGCGUACGCAGGUGCAGGCGCAUGCGGAUAUCGCGUACAGCGCUGGAUUGCUGGAUCAGCAGCAGCGGGAGAGGGCCAAGGAGUGGGCGGAACGCGUCGUGGCGCAUAUUGACAAUGAGGAAUGGCAGGAGGCUUUCCAAGAACGGACGAACCUUGUCAACUGGAUUCAGAACGUGAGUGGCAUAGCAACUCCCUUGGACAUCCGACGAACCCGCGCCUACCACCACAACAAGGACAAGCAAGAGUACCUUGCUCUAUACCUCAACCGCCCGGAGAUUAAAGACGUCCUUAAAGCCGACGCGGCCACCACCUGGGUCUCCUGCAGUCCUCGCGUGCGCAAGCAUAUGUCCAACGACACUAUGAAAUCCACUAUGCACCAGUUGGAAGGGCUCUUACAUCGCGUCCCGGUUCUGCUAUACCAGGGGAUAUACGACAUUAAAGACGGGGCUGCGUGCUCAUUGGAGUGGAUGGGGGAGAUGGAGUGGAAGGGUAGGGAGCGGUUCUGGGCGGUGGAGAGGUGGUUGUGGGAGGUGGAGGGGGAGGUGGCGGGGUACUGGCGGGAGCAUGACACGUUGACUCACGUGGUGUUGCACGGAGCAGGGCACGAGGUGCCUGCUGACCAGCCUCUGAACUCCCAGCGCAUGAUCGAAUCGUGGAUCAGCAAGGAGCUUGCCACGGCCAGGAAACUCGAGUUUGUCAUGGGGGAGGUGUUAUCUGACGACGAUCGCAGGGAGGUAGAUGUGGGGACGGCGGAUGGGGGGGUAGAGGGGGGUGCAGAGGGGACUGGGGAGGAGGAGGAGGGGGGAAAGGGAGGGGAUGAUUACGCGGGGGCAAUGAUGGCGGAUAUAAUGAAAGGGUUUGUAGAGGAGAUGGAGAAGAGGGGGGUGGAUUGGAGUAAGGUUGGUCCUGACGGUGAGGGGUUUGAGUUCGAGGGGUUUGAACCCGAGUGGUUCGAACAGGACAAUGAGGUGGUGGAUGGGAGUGGGGAGGGGGAAGGAGGGGAGGAAAAUGGGGAAGGGGCGGAAGGGGGGCACGAAGGGGAGGGGGAGGAAGAGGGGGGAGGGGGAGCGGAAGAGAGUGAUGAGAUGGAGGGGGUGGAGGGGGAGGGGGAGGUAGGGGUUGAGGGGGUGGAGGGUGGGAAGGGCGGGAAGCUGGAGGGGAUGGCUGGGGGAGGAAUAGAGGCUAUGGAGGGGAAGGCGGACAAAGAGGAAAUGCGCGAUUUGUGA
Messenger RNA from Closterium sp. Yama58-4, 1920 nucleotides. The record is from the annotation of a GenBank genome assembly. NCBI's taxonomy places the organism in Eukaryota, Viridiplantae, Streptophyta, Zygnematophyceae, Desmidiales, Closteriaceae.